GCAGACACAUGAAAACUAUCAAAGAAAGCCAAAUCUAGUCUAUACAAGUACCAACAACCAAAGCUGGGAAUAGCCUCUUAACCUCCUCGAGAUUGAGCCAAAAUCAAAUCUAGCUUUCUCUAAUUUCCAUAUUUUCCAAAACUUUCAACACACACGUCACUCACUCCCUCACUUCAUCGCAGACAUGACGAAAAAUAGAGACACAAAGAUAGAGAGAUCCGUGGAAAGAGUCUAUCUGAAAAAGUUGAGCGAAGAUUUUGCCUCAAAUUUCUGUCUCCCGGAAUUCGGUUCCCCCCCUAUUUUCUCUCGACAUUUGAAUCCCUUUUUAUGCCUUUAGAUUUGCCUUUUGUUUCUCCAACAUUUCUUCACCCAAACUCCCCUCUCUCUUUUUUUUUCUUCUGUUUUCCACUCACUAAUCACCAUUUCAAGAGAAGAAACAAUAAAUACAAGAGUCAUACAAAAGAGAGAAAAUAACAACUCAUAACGUAAAUCAAACAGAUUAUCCAUCGUCGACAAAAGAGACACUUUUUGUUUCUUCUUCUUGUUUUUACCUCACCAAAUGGGUCCGGACGACGAAAUCCUGAGCCAGAACUACACGUACAGUAACAACAACAGUGCCACGGGAAGCGCCAGCGGCGCCACAACAAGCCACGGCGGUUUCGACGGCGGCGGAAACGGCCGGUCGUCGAAGAAACAGAAACAGAAGCAGAAAGUCCCCCAGCGAGGACUCGGAGUGGCGCAAUUGGAGAGAAUCAGGCUGGAAGAGCAGCAACAACAACAACAACAUACAAAAUCCGACCACCACCACCACCCUUACCUCCACCACCACAGCGGCGGCAGCUCUUCCUCCGCCACCACCUUCAUGGCGCCGACACCUGUCCCUCCUUCAAUGACAUCACCACCGCCCCCGUCAUCCUCUUGCAACGGACACAAUCACCUACCGCUCCUCCACCACAACCAAUCUGUGGACCCGUUGUUUCAAAACCCGAUGCUCAUCAACAAUAUUAAUAACAAACACCGUCAGAGUUUCGACGCUAUUAACAAUUACGGCUCCACGACAACCGUUACAAUCCCGCCGUCGAGCCUCCACGAGUGGGGCCCGCAGCAGUCAAUCUCUGUCCCGUCUGUUGUUACGUCAGCGGGAGGAGGCAGUACCAGCAGCCGCGGCGGCGGCGGGAACUCUAGCAUGGCGAUGCCGACGUGGAACUUCUCAUCGUCGACUCACGACUACAGCGGGAGUGGAUUUUCGUCGUCGGGAAGCUCAAACGUUCCGUAUAACAAUAACAACAAUAAUGAUUCAAACCCUAACUCGCUUUGGUUUCUCCCCUGCCAGCUGGUUCAUAAAGCUGUACCGCCUCCUCAUCAGAAGUACCAGCAGCCCGCACCAUCUUCCACCACUUGUUCCUACAAUUCCUCCAUGAUGAAUGGUCCAAUACCGGCAACUACUUCGUCGUCGUCAUCCUCGGUCAUAAACUUCCACAUAGAGCCACCCUCCUCGGCGACGAACCAAGGCUUCUACAGCAACUUUUCGAGCUUUGGCUGGCCGCCGAUGGAGGAGGAGAAGGUCGGGAUGAAGAGAGCGCAUCCCUUGUCGUCGACCAAGCAGGAGAGCAGCAACGAGAGUGGGGACGUCCCACAUCCUAACUUCAUGUACCACAACAAGCCGCAGCAGCCGCCGCCGCCAUUCCCGUCGGUGGUUCACCACCACCACCACCACGAGUCUCCUUCCUCCUUCAACUUCGGCUCCGGCCCAGUUUUCAACUUCUCUUCCCCUACCCACUAUUUUAGAGAUGGGUGUUCGGGUUGGAACGUGACGUGGCAAGCCGAUCCUAGGAGAUCGAUGAGAGAGAGUGGAUCGGUGACGGCGUUCCCGGGAGAUUUCCUAACUCUAGCUCCCCCCACAGCUCCUCCUCCUAGCUCAACAGCAGCAGCCGGAGCCGCCGUCGGUGGAGUCGCUGGCGGCGGUGGCGGAGGGUGUAACUCGAGUAAUUUUAGGCUCAACGAUCCACACUUUCAUCGUACAACCAAGAAGUUCGAACUCGAUUCAUCCUCGCUCCACAGCCACUACCAUCACCACCACCAUCACCGAGGUGGAAUGGAAGAUCAAAUGGCGGGUGACUCAAGAGCAAGAUAUCAACAACAAAACCAACAGAUGAUGCAGCAGCUGGAACCGCAGCCGCAGCAGCAGCAAGGGAUUUGCCACAACGGCUGCAGCUUCCCCCACAAAAUGAUUAAUGUAGAAGAUGAACGGCGAAGUUCCCUCGUCAAUUCUAACGGUGGUGGUGAUCAUCAUCAUCAUAAACUUGAAAACGUUGACCUCAACUUGAAGCUAUAAAAACUAUUAACAUACAAAAUGAAAUAAAAGAAAAGGGGGGAAGUCAAUUUGUAAUAUGCUUCAUAUAUACCUUUAAGAAUAAGCUUCAAUGAUUUCAUGUAUUUGAUUGCUUAUAUCAUACAUCUACUCAUCAUGUUUGUAUACAAAACUUAAUUAAGCUUGUUUUUAUGC
Linum trigynum is the source of this 2506-nucleotide messenger RNA. The record is from the annotation of a GenBank genome assembly. Lineage: Eukaryota; Viridiplantae; Streptophyta; Magnoliopsida; Malpighiales; Linaceae.